AUGCCCGCUACCACCAGUGUCGCUGUCACCGACGAGGCCGCUCAGCUCUGGCUCGCGCGCGGCGGCUCCGACUUCGAGAGCGUGCUCUCCUCUGGCGCCGUGGCGCUCAUCGACGCAAGCUACCUCAUCGAGCAGUCCGAGCGACCCGACGGCGUAAUGCUGCCGCGCCAGGCGCUGCCCGACGCUGCGUUUGUCUCCCUCUCGGAGCUCAAAGCGGCGCAGAACCCGUUCCCCUUCCUCCGCAUCGCCUGCUGCUCGCACUGCUGGCUCCAGCCCGACCACCCGGACCCUCGCGGCCACAACCUCCGCGCGGUUGGCCGCGCACUCAAGCUGCUUGUCAAGUCCUUUGGCCGGUUCGCAGUCUUCAUUGACUUUAUGUGCAUCCACCAACGCUGCCGCGGCGCCGGAGGCGCGCCGCAGCCGCGCACUCACACCGACGAGGGCGGCCGCUACCCGGCGGAGGACGUGCUCUUCAAGCGUGCGCUGGGCAGCCUCGGCGCCUUCUACUCGCACCCGGAGACGUUUGUCUUUAUGCUGACCGCCUUCCCGCCCGACUAUGACGACCCCGCGCGGUACAGGCGGUCGGGCAACACCGCGCCGUACCCCGACCGCGGCUGGUGCUUCUGCGAGGCCUCCUGGGCGGCGCUCGUCAAAGACUCGCGCAAGCUGCUCGACCUCGGCCUCGACACGGGCGAGAAGAGCCGGCGAGCCCAGCUCGCGCAGUGCCGGCAGCGCCGCCGCGCGCCGUUGCCGCCGGACGAGUUCGCCGCCGCCCUCGAGUCGAAGGGCUUCACCAACGGAAAGUGCGACCGCCCGCUGGUCGCGGACCUCUACCGCGCCGGCUUCGCCGAGCGCUUCGCCGCCGCGGCGCGCGCCUCUCACUGCUGCAUCCGCCCCACCGCCUCCUCCUCCUCUCACUCCUGUGCGGUGCUCGAGUUCGUCGACCUCGGCUGGGGCGGCGCCGAGGCGGCGGCCAUCGCGUCACUGAUGGCGGCCGGCGCGCUGGCGCCGUGCGAGAAGCUCUCGCUCAACUGGAACGGCAAUGGGGUGGGCGACCGAGGCGUCGAGGCGCUGGCGGCGGCGGUCGCGGCGGACGACGCCCCGGCGAGCCUCGCGCGGCUCUCCCUGCGGCGUCACGCGGCGAGCGAGGCGGCGGCCGUCGCGCUCGGGGCGGCGUGCGCGGCGAAGGGCGUCACGUGCGUGUUGUGA
Emiliania huxleyi CCMP1516 is the source of this 1209-nucleotide messenger RNA. RefSeq lists its product as hypothetical. The transcript has 4 exons. NCBI's taxonomy places the organism in Eukaryota, Haptophyta, Isochrysidales, Noelaerhabdaceae. The record is from RefSeq and is a predicted model, not a curated record. The coding region runs from base 1 to 1209 and encodes 402 amino acids.